AUGGAGAAUAACGGAAAUGAUUUCCCAGACUUCCCUUCUCCCUCUUCAAUCCGUUUCAAUCUCUGGAGCCCGAAAGACAACAUCUGGCUCUCCCUCCUACGGGAGCUGUGGCAUCGAUGCAAUGUCCGUAGAGCUUUGGCAGCGGCGUCCAAAGCAGCGACGUCCAAAGCAGCGGCGUCCAAAGCAGCGGCGUGCGGGGACCCACCCCACGACGCCCAGUUGAGCGUAAAUGCCACUAUGAAAUCACACAGGAUGAGUAUCGCUGCUACUCCAUGGUUUAGGUAUGACACAGAUUUUCCCGCCUGUCAUAAUGGCGGAGGUAUGAAGGGUGAACAUCAGCGACGCCGACGAGCCACCGCUGACGUUAGAGAUGACAGUGCCCGUGAAGCUGUCUGUGCCGAUCGUGCAUUAAACGCUUCUCUUGCAGGGGCCAUACGUGAAGCACAACUUCACUGUAGGCAUCCUGAAAGGACAGCGGAGGACAGCGGUAGCGCACGCUCUCCUGAGACAUCCGGCCAACUCACUCUGCCCGUUGUACCGGUGACUCCUGCCGGGCCUUCCGUGACUGGCGACGAGCAUCUCCUUUCUCCCGUUGUGCAGAGCCCACACGCAUGGGAUCGUGGGCAAGCGAUACCUCCUCUCCUUCACUUUGUGUGGUUGGGAGGUCACCGUCCACCCUCAUUCUUUGACGAAGUUCAGCAAUCCUGGGCUGUGCACAACCCGGACCUGAUACAGGCUCUGUGGACAGAUGCGCACGUCGAGUCACUUCUUGACGUACUAGACCGGAAAGUGCGUUCAUGGAUGGGGGCAACGAGAGAGGCAAGCCGUCAGGGGCUUUCGGGAGACAGACCGGAAACCGAUGCCAGCGAGACGAUUGAAUGGGAAAGGACAGAUGGCUUUUCUUACAUGCAGACGCUGGCCCACGGGAUUAAGACCUUUCGGAAGGAGUCAUGCCUGGCGGCAAGGUCGGAUAUUGCCAGGCUGCUGAUUUUGUGUCACUACGGAGGGCAUGCGCUGAUACGAUUCAUUCUCCGGCAUGUCGGACGGCCUUUUUCCAAGUGGGGAACGCACGAUGUGGAUCAAACGGCUGUGGCGUUAGAGAUCAUCAAGUUGCAAGUUGCGAGAUUUUCUCCCGAGGCAAGCGACCUCCUCGCCUCACUCCCAGGUCCGGAUGAUGAAGCAGACAACGCCAUUGAGCGAACAGGUCCGGGGCUGUUGACUCGGGCCACGCUUCUGUGGUUACGCGAUCAACUGAAUUCUUCGUCAUGUUCUCGAUGUCGACAGCAAGAGAGGUGCUCACAUAAUUAUGAGCAUAAAAACAAUGUUAUCAGAGCCGCUUCAGGGCAAGCCGAAGUAGUUGGGAUCGAAACAGGAUCUAAAGAAGAUGACUCGGAACCGGACGAUGCCAAUUGGGCAUGCUGCGCACUCGCAACGACAUGCAUUUUCCCACCAAUUUUCUUUUACCCGGUGCCCAACCAUAGAAGGAAAGACCUUCUCGAAGGCAAGGUGCAGGCGGAACUCUUGGAUUCGUCGUUUUCAUACACAGUCCAUCACUGGAGACAGACAUGGCAAGUCUCACGUCCUCGGGGAAGUGAGACACGAUGCUGA
Neospora caninum is the source of this 1608-nucleotide messenger RNA. RefSeq lists its product as hypothetical. The coding region runs from base 1 to 1608 and encodes 535 amino acids. Lineage: Eukaryota; Apicomplexa; Conoidasida; Eucoccidiorida; Sarcocystidae. The transcript is spliced from 4 exons. The record is from RefSeq and is a predicted model, not a curated record.